Strongylocentrotus purpuratus (purple sea urchin) is the source of this 3981-nucleotide messenger RNA. RefSeq names its product G-protein coupled receptor GRL101. Gene Ontology annotation, cellular component: membrane. Gene Ontology annotation, biological process: G protein-coupled receptor signaling pathway. NCBI's taxonomy places the organism in Eukaryota, Metazoa, Echinodermata, Echinoidea, Camarodonta, Strongylocentrotidae. Gene Ontology annotation, molecular function: protein binding; G protein-coupled receptor activity. The transcript has 14 exons. The record is from RefSeq and is a predicted model, not a curated record. The coding region runs from base 159 to 2489 and encodes 776 amino acids.
CCUCUUUUUCAUGGAGUUUCCCACGCGAAAGGCGUAAGUUCUAGGCAUCCUUUCUGGCUGACUUUGUUAUGAAAUCUCAUGAUAGCACUGACCAGACUCACAAAUAUACUUCACAGGCUGUUACAACUACUUCGGAACUCUAAAUUGAAUUAACUACAAUGGAUCUCGGUCGACGCCAGUUUGUGGUUGCUUUGAUUUUCCUAUUUUCAGCAGCAACCGCAUUAGAAAACGUCGUCGAUGUUGUGGAUGCCCAGUGUUGCUCAACCAUCGACACGUCCCGCAACAUGGGUGUGUAUGGAUCGAGGUGUCCAACUCCCCAACUGCAGAUGGAGUGUGGGUCACGAGGGUGCUGCGUUGCGACAAACCAGUCAACCGAGGACACGGUCGCGGAGGCAUACCAGCCUUACCAUUGCAUCUAUUCUGAUGACGUCAUAGAACCAUGGAAUGUAUGCGAUCGUACCAUAAAUUGUCCUCGAGGAGAUGAUGAAAUGUAUUGUGGAACGUACACCUGUGCUUCGGCCAUUGUUGAUGGGCCAUCGUCUGAUAUCCAGAUUCCUUGUCCAAGCUCCAACACCUGCUACCGGCCCACUGGAUCAUGUAUCAGCAGCCAACAGUGCCCUAAUGACACGAAUACUGCAGCUGACCUUUGCGUUCAGCCAUGUCCAUCGUCAUGUUUUUGUGACACUCUCGCCAUGAUCUGCACGGCCAAUAUCGAGCAAGGAGCUGCAGGAGACCCACUGAUACAUUCUCGCUUGAUACAGUUUGCCCUUGGAGAUUUUACAGGAAACCUUAUUAUCAGCAAUGUAUCAGGUAGCUCAAAUAAUGGAUCCAUCCUUCUGUUGAAUCCGUCCGACAUUAUCUACGUAAACACUUUGGUUGUUACGUCUCCUCAUAAUACAAUAGACCAACCUACAACAUACAACUUUAAUCUUGAGAUCGAGGAUGAUGCGUUUUCAUAUAAUUCAUUUCUUCACACAUUGGUUCUGACGGGAAGUUCGCUGGAGACCGUUACCACUUCCAUGUUUACUGGGCUUUCUUCUUUAGAAUACUUAAAUCUGGAUCGCAAUUCUAUUCGGAAUAUAUCGGCCAAUUCAUUUGCCCCUUUGAUAAAAUUGAAAACCUUGUCGCUGGGUAUCAACCACUUAACCGUUAUCGAAGUCGGCGCAUUUGACGGUUUAAUCGAUCUGAGGUCAUUAAAUCUUGAUGAAAAUCCCAUUGUUGUAAUCGAGCCGGGAGCAUUUUUUGAUUUGAUUCAACUCAGAAUUUUGUUUCUGUUUACAGAUGAAGUGGAGGAAUUUCCUGUAGAGAUAUUCGAAGGCUUAGAGGGACUUCAGGCUAUGCACGUUACCGACUUCCGUCUCUGUUGUCGUAUAAAAGAUCUUGCGCAAUGCGUGGACUACGAGCCGGUGCGAUUUUCCUCAUGCACCGGUCUUCUCGAAUACCGUGUUCUUGGCUAUUUCAUGUGGAUCCUUGGUGCUGCGGCCUUCUUCGGUAACGCGUUUGUCCUGGUGAUGCGACUGCGGUCUCUGAGAAACCAAAAGAGAGCAAAGAAGACGGUUCAAAUUCAGUCGAUUCUGAUCAUGAACCUCGCCAUGGCCGACCUACUGACGGGACUAUAUAUGCUCAUUUUGGCAGCUGCAGAUACGUUUUUCGGGGCCGAGUACUUCGUGCAUGCAAGAAACUGGCGGGAAGGGUUACCAUGUAAGCUUAUCGGUGUGAUAGCUUUGAUGUCUGGCGAAGCUUCCGUGCUCAUCCUCGCUCUCAUUAGCAUCGAUCGUCUUCUCGUUAUCGUCUUCCCAUUUGGACGCGUCCACCUUUCCCUCGUGUCCGUAAAAGUAUGGACCGCCAUAAUCUGGAUCAUGUCCAUUAUCUUUGGCAUUCUGCCUCCGAUUUUAACCUCUGUUUUGAAUAAAAACACAGUGGGCUAUUUCUACAUCUACUCUGACGUCUGCCUUGGUCUGCCACUUGUUCGCAGCACCAAUCUUGAAAUAGAUUUCAACGAGUAUGAUUAUGAAACGCAAGAAGUCGACUUCACCUUUCGUAACGUAUCAGACGGCAAAUAUGCGUAUUACGCCAUCAUUAUAUUCAUCGGUUUAAAUCUGCUCUGUUUUCUAACUAUCCUCUGCUCCUAUGUCGCCAUCUUUGUUUACGCUCGCAGAACAUCUCGGAGGGUUCACCGCUCCCCGGAGAGAGAGCAAGAAUUGCGUCUCGCCGCGCGCAUGGCCAUUAUAGUUGGUACUGACUUUUGCUGUUGGAUGCCGAUCAUCAUCCUUGGCAUACUGGCUCAAGCGGGAGCGGUCCCGGUGUCGACGGAAAUGUAUGCUUGGUGUGUGGUUUUCAUCAUACCAAUUAAUUCGGCAGUAAACCCUUUCCUUUACACCUUCGGAGGUGCAUGCACCGAGAGACAGAGAGCUCAUAGUAGCUCUUCAACUCCGGUUGCAUCAAAUUCUGAUCAGGGAUCGAAGGGAACAAAAUUAUCUCUCCUUUAAUAAAACAAUUGGGAAACUGUUCAUAGAUUAUGAUUCGAUGGCUGAAUUUACAAUUCAAUUAGGAACAGACCAAGGGGAGGCCAACAUAGUGAGAAUCAGAUUCUGAAGGUCUACAUCUGUCAUAAUGCGGACGCAUAUCAAUAAAAUUAUACCGAAUAUAUAAAUGACUGAUGGAAGUUUAUGCUGCUUUAGUACUGCUUCCAAAAUACAGACAUAUAUGGAUAUUCAAUAUUAUUUUUUUAACAAUGUAUUUUCAAAAUGUUAAGUAGGCCUAAUACAUUUUAAGUCUAUCCGAAUGAAUAAUAAUCGAUUUCAAGAGAUUCGUGAUUCCAACCCGUUGUCUUCUUGUAUAAAGGAAAUAGAUUUAACGAGAUUUUUUGGACAGGUCCGGUAUGACCCCUGCAAUUAUCAUUACCCCAGCUAUUGCCAGGUACCCAUAAACACCCGGGUGGCGAGUGGCAAAUGUGAAUUAAUGUCUUGCCAAGGGACAUUGGUGCCGGGCUGGGAUUCAAACCCUCAACCCCCGGAUCGAAAAUAAAGUGCACCAACCACUGUACCUCGAUACCUCCAUUUAUCAUGGAGCAUUUGUUAUUAACCCGCCGGCUUCUAAUUUUUUCAUUCCCAUAGGCUUAAUGCAUACGCCACCCGGCUCCAGUUUUCAAUGGGUUAAAUUGUGAAAGGUUGUGAGGGGAUGUUGUAAAAGCUUGUGAUUAUAUGAUGCAUUGUUAAUAUGCUUACGCCAGGUGGCUCUGGUAGCACAAGAGUCACCACUCCUCAAAACAAAUUAUGCGCUUAGUAUUUGUAUUUAUUUAGACACUCAGUUAAAACAUAAUUAUGUCUAGGGAUGUAGCAAAAGGUUUGGAAAAGCCGUUCACGGUUGUAUCUCUGAAAAAAAAAUUGAUAAAAAUAAAGAGAUCUUACUAGAAACGAAAUAAUAGAAAAUUUAGAGCCAACAGGCUCUUUAAUCUAUAUUCUUCCAUUUACAUGUUUAUGUGUGUUUGGUUGUGUGUGCGUGUGUGUGUGUGUGUGUGUGUUUCUCUAUCCGGGUCUCUCUUCCUCCCGAAUGUUUUCUGUCUCUCUUUCCUUCCUUUUUACACUCAAUACUCUCUCCAUUUUCUCUUCUCUCCACUUUUUCUUUGUUUCUUCUAUUCACUCUGUUCUCACUGUCCAGCUUAACCUGGCUGUCUUUUCCCUUCUCUUACCCGUACUCUUUUAACCCCUCCCAUCUUUCUCGUUAUCUUUCUGUAAAUCGUCCUCUCUCUCUCUCUCUACACCCUACUUCUUCAUUCUCUGUGAUUAUGCGUUGUUAUUUAUAAUUUUGUAUAAGCAUAGGCAUAUACUUUAUGAAAGAUCAAAUAAAUAAUUAAGCCGUAGUAAUUAUCUCAAUAUAACAUAUAUAAGGUUUUUUAAUGAUUCAUUACAGAAAGAAAAAAUAAAUAUACCCUGAAUGAACUUACAACUAAAACAUUUUUUGUGACAAACGUAGGCUAAG